AUGCCGUGCCCAACCAAGCCUUUUGAUGCCCCCCUUACUGGUUCUCUUCGCUCGUUAGAUCCUCAAAGACCAUUUAUCGAUCGUCGGAUGCCUUCGCCAAACAAGCCCUCUGUGAGUAAUCCCGUCUCCCCCGUCUGCUCGGUCGCGUCUGAUCCCCUUGCUGAUCCUGUGCGACAAGAAAGCACGACGCCUUCCGAAGCUCCCGUCUCGAGUGCUCAACCUCAACCAGAGAAUCAGGCCUGCUCAGGCUCAGUUCCGGUCAUCCGCUGGCGAGGGCACAACUCGGAACGAGAAAACGUCGAAAUCCGUGGUAAUCAUACAGAGGCGGCGGCAAUGUCUUUUUUGUCGGAGUGGACAUAUGCGAGGAGGAGUGCUGAUUCUGCCGCCGACGCCAAGGACUCACAACAGCCGCAGUCUCGCUCAGAUGAGCAAGACACCGACAGUACACAGGGCGGGGCUAGCAAUGACGCCUCGACGCCAGGAACCGUCACCGAAGCCUCUGCACAUGAAGUACGCCACAUAGAGGCUGGAGACGGCAAGCCUUUAGGAAGAAAGGCGUCGUCUGGAAGACGGGGCAGCCAGGAGGAAGGGUACGUCAAAUCAGUCAAGGCCCCGCGUCUCCGCCUGGAGGGUGAGGGCGCAAGCCCGAGUGGUGCAGGGGACGAAGACGUCCUCUGCGACGUCAAAAAAGACGCGGCUGUUCCCGCGAGUGGCGAGGAGGCACCCCAAGGGUCUGACCUCCCGAGCAACGAAGCAGAUUGCGGCCGGGAAGAGGGACCGAAGCGGGGUUCGAGAGGAUGGAGUCUCUCUGCGAUAUGGAACAGCUGCCGUCCCGUCGCUUUCGGCUCACUCCGUCGGAGCCAGCACACGGAGGUCACGACUGCUGCGGCCGCGGAGGGCUCGGCGAACUCGGGGGGGCGGAGUGAGGCCUCCAGCACAGUGAGAGAGGCAUCGCCAAACGGCUCGGAGAGCGGGGCCCUAGAGGAAGGACGGAGCGCCCCGAAGGAGGGCGGUCCUAUCGAGACCGAGGUCUGUCAAAAUGUUGCCUCUGCCAUGUCCGAAGCCGGUGUCGGCGUUCUAGCAGACAUGACGGAGGCGGUGGCCUCUCCGGAAACCGGUGAGCAGCCGACGACUCUGAGGAUUGAGGCAGAGGAAAUCCUUGUCGCGGCGAAUGCAGACGCGCGCUGCUGUCCGGGCGCCCAGCGCCGCACGCAUGUGUCGGAAGACCCCUCAGACAGUGCGGGUGCUGCGCUUGCUGUUGCAGAAGGCCGCGCGGCAAGAAGAGGCCUUGACAGGGCCAGCAGCGACGGGGGGGGCUCGCCGUCUGCAAGCGAGCGCAAGAGCUUCCUGCCAGCCCACACCCGUACCCUCACUCGGGAUCACAGUACGAGCAGCCCUGCGGGCAGCCGCUACUGCAACGACGCCGAAGGCGGCGCCGGCUCGUCGGCGCCACAGGACGGCAGCCACGCGAGCGGCCUCCCUGUCUCCGGCGGGGCCUCCGCGCUCUCUUCCCCCACAGCUGCGCCCGACCAGGCUCCACUGUCGCCGUCGUCGCCUUCCGCGCUCAGCGACCAGACGGAGCUGCCCGCCGCUCCCGGCCAAGGGCGUGACAGCGAGGGCCGCGCAAGCAGCAGUCAGCUGCACGUCGUUGUCUCCAAGACAGAGAGCCCAGAGAGCGACGCCUGUGACGAGGAAAGGGCGCGAGGUAGCGGCGAGGAGGCGCCCACGCGAAGCCGGAGGAGGUCGCACCGUCUUCGAGACAUUCAGAAGGAAGCGGCCGCUUCAGACGGCGGCAGCGACGCUGCCUGCGCUUCGCCACGCGCAGGGGCUUCCGCGUCGGCGGGGCAUUCACGGAAACCUGGUCGAAGAGCCGCGAAGGAGGACGGCAAGCCGCCGCGACGGUGCCCGCCGCCGAAGCGCAAGGCUGGAGGGCAGGGGGAGGAGGCUGCGGACGGAGAACAGAAUGAGGCUUCCGCUCCCCCUGCCAGCAGACCUCGCGGGCCUGCGGGUUCCCGGCGGCGAGGCCGCGGCACCGCGAGCGUGGGGAGUCGCCGGAGGGGCGGCCCGGCGGCGGAGGCCCGCGGGGAACUGAUGGAGAUGUCUGACUCGGGGUCGGUGGCGACGGUCGCCUCCGGCCGCGGCCAGCGGGAGGGCGAGAAGGCGAGCGGCGCGAAGCCGGACAGCGAGCGCGGCGCGAAGAGACAGGGCAAGGGAGGCGGGCGUCGCGGCCAGGCAGCUUCGGUUCGCAAGGCUCCGAGGGAGAAGGGCGCUUCAGAGGAUCGCAGCAGGGACGACGAGACAGAGCGCGCGGAGGCGGAGGCGAGCGAAGAAGAGGAGAGUCUCCCUUCCAGUAGCAGUAGCAGCAGCGGCUCGGACGACAGUGAGUACGAAGAGGAGGAGACGGGGAAGCGGGGCGCCAAGGGCUCUACCUCCGCAGGUCGGCGCCGCGGGUCGCGCGCCGCCGCAGCCGCUGCGUGGCGCUCUUCCGCAAUCGCGCAACAGCCUCAGGAGCACCUUCUCGUCCGGAAACCAGCUCGCGGAAUGCUCACCUGUGGCAGCGGAGCGACGAGCGCCUUGUCCUCCAUCUGCGGCGACUCCGCGGCCUCGGCAGGCGCGCUCGCGCAGAUGCCCGUCGGGCCAGCGAUGCGCAUCGGCUCGUUGGCAGGCGCUGCGGGCGCGCCUCCGCCAGCCGUGGCGGAGUUAACGGCGCUCCUGGGCGGCGGCGCGGGCGCCGCCGCCCGAAGCCGCGGGUCUGCGCCGCUGCAGGCGGCGAGCGCCUCGCAGUCUCUUCUGCAGCUCGCAGGGCGCUCGCCGUUCCGCCCGAUGAGCGGCGGCCGCGGAGGCGCGCUGCCAGGCGUUCUGGGUGGGCUGCGGGCGCCAGGCGGCCUCGGGGCGGCGCUCAGCGCCUCCCUCAGUGGCGCCAAGUCGCCGGGCUUCGCGGCGGGGGGGCGAGGCGGCGUCUCGGCCUUCUCAGGCGCGCCGCUCUCGCCGGCGGCCUUCCCGGCGCCCCGGGGACCCCUGGGCGCGGAGCGCGGCGACGGUGAGGCGGAGGGCGAGCCACGCUCGCGAAAGGGCUCGGUGGGGUCGAUGGAGGGUCGCGCCGCGACCGUGUCCAGCGGAACCGCGGCGGCAGAGGACGACGGGUUCUUCCGCGACGAGGGCUGCCCGCCGAAAAGCGAGGCGGAGGGCGCCGCCGCGCGACAGAAGGGUCACAAGGCGCGAAGGGACGCCGGCCUCGGCUCCGGAGUAGUCGCCUACCUGCCCGUCGCCGCCGUCCGCGAGCCCGAGAAGGGAGGCGACGACCACGGGACCGUAGAGGAGCGCGGAGGCGAGGAGAGCCAAGAUCCCGACGCUCUCGCCGAGAUCGUUCACAUCUCUGAAAUCGACGAGAAUCAGCGCAUGACGUCGGCUCGCGUCGUCAUUCGAAAGAACAGGGAUUGCCUUAUCGGGAGAGACUCUCGGGAGUGUGACCUCGUCGCCGACUGCGUCGGCAAGUUCGCCAAGAUGAUCAGCCGGCGCCACGCCGUCAUUCGCGUCAUCCCGGCCCCGGAGCUCUUCCAGCCUCCGCAGGCUGUCGCUCAGGCUUCUUCCGCAGCAGCGAAGGGAGAGAAGGAAGACGGGGCGCACGCUCCAGAGACAGGAAAACUGGCCUACGAAGCCUAUAGACUGUGCCUCGGAGACGAAGGGUCGCUGAAUGGUGUCUCAGUGAACGACGUUCGACAGAAGUCCGUCUUCCUCUGUCACGGAGACAUCAUCACACUCGGAGGCGUCGGGGCUUUGCUCGUGGAGCAGAAGCGCGAGCAGCCGGACUCCCCUUUUCGCUUUCGCGUCAAUUUCUUCCAUCCUCUUCCGCCGUCGCCUCGUCACGCCGCGGCUUCUCCCGGCGCGCCAGAGGCGCCGUCCGCUCACGGCGGGUCGUCUCUCUUCCAGAGGAUGGAAAGCGAAAAGUUUUGGGAAGCGGAAGAGGGAAGCCACGCGCAGGGCGACGCCGAGCGGGCUGGCGAAGGCAGGGAGAAGCGAAAGCGCAAAGUCUGUAGAUCGGGGGGAGUUUGCGACGCGGAGGAUCGGCCGGAGGCGCGCGGCGGCGCCAGCCUGCGUCUCGCGUGUGUCAAAGUCGUCCACGUGCUGAGUGAAGAAGAGCUGCGAGAGCGAAUGCGAGGAGAGGAAGCCUCGCAUGCAGCCGGCGCGGCGCAGUCUCCACACUGUUCGACUUCUCCGCCGCCUGAUGACGCCGCGCCAAGCCCCCUGCAGUUUCCCCUCUCUGGUUCGCAAAGCGUCUCGGGGGGAGCGCGACUGUCGUUUCCCGCUCUGUCGCCGCCGCUUCUUCGGCCUCGAGGCUCGCCGCUCCGCUUGACACCUCCCGCGUGGCGUGCGUGCCGAGGCGCCGCGAGCGGCGGCGGGCAGCUGCUGCUCUCAGCCAGUCAAGAAGUCUUCGGCUCGCCCAACCUGGCGUCGCCGUCUCCGAGCCACCACGUGCCCGCGUCGAGAGGAAGUGCUUCGCUCUUGGCUUCCUUCGCGGCUUCGCCUUUCUCCUCUCCUCGGCGUCCCGCCGUCGCCUCGUCUCAGCCGACCGUGCGCGCUCUCUCUCAGUCUUCGCCUCCGCACUCAGGGCCUCUUUCUCCAUUCCCGCACCUCGCCUCGUCGUCUCUCUCGCUGAAUGCCGCCCCGAUGAUGCCCAUCUCUGCGUCUCAGCCGCUCUCGAGUGAAGGCCUUCUCUCCACCCCGCGCUCGCGGGUUUCGGAGAGAGGUCUCUGCUCCCAAGGCCGGCGGAAUGUGUCGCCGCUCCGCACCAGCGAGAGCCGGGCGAUGGAGAUCAUUGGCGAGGUCACGGUGCCGUGGAACGGGACGAUUGCCCAAGUCCGUCAACAAGUCGACAUUCUGGUUUCCGAGCUGCUGCGCGACAAGUUGUUUUCGCUGUCUCCAGCGUUUUCUGCGCCCGCGGCUUCAUCGCCUCCGCAUCACGAGCGACGCGCCAAGAACGGCGAGAGUGCGCCGGCGGGUGAGAACGACGGCGGCGAGGCGGGGAGAGAGGGCGCCGCGAGAGGGAAGGAAGGAGCAGAGCUCGCGGAAGCGAAGAUUGAAGCGGAGGCUGCUGAUCGCGAGGAGGCAAGAGAGGGGUCACCGUCUGGCUGCGAGCCGCGGCUGCCUCGCUACGAGCUUUUGCCGUCUCCAGCGACGGUGGAAGUCCCCUUCAAGGAGGAGGGGCGCUCGUGGGUCUUCGAGCUGCCCCCGUUCAACCCUUCUGCGAACCUCGCGGUCGCGCGGUGCUUCCGUUCACUUGGCGAGGGCAGCGAUAAGCGACAGCCAGGGGCGGGGGGCGGGCUGCUUGCGAAGGAGGAAGGAAGCUGCGGGAGCACUGUGCGAACUGUGAGCACCGUGUACCUGCGCUUCGUCAAGCCGGGCGCCGCCGACGGCGAGCAGAAAGACGGCGAGGAGGACUCGCGGCAGCGGGCGGCGCGCGGGGAGCGAGACGCGCAGGACCAGGACUCGCCCGCAUGCAACGCCUUUCUGGACUACGCCGAGAGCUUUUUUGAUCCUGCGGAAGACGAGGAAGACGCGGGCGGCCUCAAGCGGUUCAAAGCUGAGACCCGGCACGAACCGACAUGCGACGAAGAACAAGCGCCGAGCGACGACAGCAGAGACGAUCGAGCAGACGGAGCUGUAGACAAGGAAGACUCGGAGGCCGCCCACGAUAAGGGAGUGGACGAGUCUGCGGUCUGGGAAGAGUGCGAAGAGAUCGUCGGCGGCGUCCAGCGAGGCCGACAGACCGUGGGGCUUAUGAGCGACUGCGAGGGAGAUGAAGCCUGGGGGCUGUAG
Messenger RNA from Besnoitia besnoiti, 5817 nucleotides. Its product is annotated as FHA domain-containing protein. The transcript is spliced from 8 exons. Lineage: Eukaryota; Apicomplexa; Conoidasida; Eucoccidiorida; Sarcocystidae. The record is from RefSeq and is a predicted model, not a curated record. Gene Ontology annotation, molecular function: protein binding. Bases 1 to 5817 code for a protein of 1938 amino acids.